AUGAGCACAAGAGAACUAAUGUCCUGGCGAUACCAACAAUUGAGCCAGCAGAGGGCCUCCAGACGUGGCUGGAAAGUUCCUUACCUCGUCCAUUUUGUCGUCUGGCCACCGUGCGGAGAAAUGAAUUAUUCUGUACCCCGAUGUUCACGAAAGAAGCACCGCGUCUGUGCGUUCAGACAUCGGCAACACGUGCGCCCAAGCCCUCAUAUGCUUGCAUAA
Messenger RNA from Protopolystoma xenopodis, 219 nucleotides. The record is from the annotation of a GenBank genome assembly. Lineage: Eukaryota; Metazoa; Platyhelminthes; Monogenea; Polystomatidea; Polystomatidae.